AUGUCAUCUCAUUCCAGAAUCCAGAGUGCCGGACAGUCGAUCAGCACGUACCCAGCCGUCAAUGUACCAGAGCUCUCGCCGGAAGGUGCCCUUUCGUCAUCGGAUGAUGACUACCACAGCGACGACAACUGUUAUCCUCCUUCGUCAGCGAUCAUCACCCCAGCGCGGAGGGAGACAGGUAAGAGUAAGGGUGGGUCUGAUCGAAGACGAUCUAGCCAUCUGAGUGGCUCUGUGCGCUGCGAGUUUAAUGUUACUCCCAUCGCUGAGUUAGGCGGAAGCGCACCUGAAACUAGGCAUCCAUGGAUUCUGGCUUUUCGGCUGAUAUUGAGGCUCGCCAUCGCUAAGGCACGCGUGACUAUUUUGGAGUAUAAGGCAGCCGGGAACAAGAGGCAGAGGGCGAAGGAGGACCUGUUGGUAAUCGACCUGAAAGUAUGA
Messenger RNA from Fibroporia radiculosa, 435 nucleotides. RefSeq lists its product as uncharacterized. The coding region runs from base 1 to 435 and encodes 144 amino acids. NCBI's taxonomy places the organism in Eukaryota, Fungi, Basidiomycota, Agaricomycetes, Polyporales, Fibroporiaceae. The transcript has 3 exons. The record is from RefSeq and is a predicted model, not a curated record.